Messenger RNA from Olea europaea var. sylvestris, 1191 nucleotides. RefSeq lists its product as uncharacterized. The record is from RefSeq and is a predicted model, not a curated record. The coding region runs from base 1 to 1191 and encodes 396 amino acids. The transcript is spliced from 2 exons. NCBI's taxonomy places the organism in Eukaryota, Viridiplantae, Streptophyta, Magnoliopsida, Lamiales, Oleaceae.
AUGAAUGAUCCUACUUAUCUUUCACUUUUGAAGAACUUAGGGUGGGAGGAGGAAAAUAAUGAAAACGUUCCAACCACUUCUUCCAAAGAAAAUAAAAGUGCUUCUAAAUACCCUGGUCACUCAUCAGUCUCCUCUGUCACACAGGCCAAUGCCAACUUUGAGACUGGGACAUCUAGAAAAAGUAAGAGUGAUAUUCAGAGAGAACUUUUAGGGUUAAAAGGAAAAGCUCAUGCCCUGAGACGCCGAGGAGAGGUUGAUGAGGCAGAUGAAGUGCUAAAACUGGUCAGAUUGUUGGAGGUGCAGUUGCAAGAAUGGAUGGCCCUUUCUCUUCAGAUGGAUGGCCUCAAUAGCCUCGUCGAAGAUUUAGGAAGCAAAAAUAAGAUCACAGCGGAGAAACCAGAAGUUCGUGAAUCCAUGCAGCCACAUAUUCGUGAGCCAAACUCUACUCAAGCAACUAUGUCUCAACUUGAGUCAAGUUCCUUUGAACAAGAUAUCAUGGCACAUAAGUGGAAGGCUGUAACCUUGAAGAGAGAGGGGAAAUUAGUGGAAGCGAAGGAGGAGCUUCGAAGGGCAAAGCUCUUAGAAAAGCGCAUGGAGGAGGAUAGAUCUCAUCCAAACACUAGCUCUAGUGAUACAUCAGCCUCUGAUGUCUCUUCUGUAGAAAGGAAAGAGGCCAGUCCAAAGUCAGUCUCCAAGCCAUUGUCUGGCCGUGAUCGGUUUAAACUGCAGCAGGAGUCGCUUAGUCACAAACGUCAAGCCCUUAAGCUACGAAGGGAAGGUAGAACGGAAGAAGCUGAUGCUGAAUUUGAACUGGCAAAAGCUCUUGAAUCCCAAUUGCAGGAGUUGGAUGCACAUAAUAAAACAGGGACUUCUGAAAAUGCUGAAUCGGUGGAUGAUGUUAGUGUUGAGGAUUUUCUCGACCCACAACUUCUGCCUGCUUUGAAUUCAAUUGGAAUGGAACACACCAGAACUAAGCCCCAAAGCAUUGAAAGACCUGAGUCAAAUAAAUCUGUGACAUCAAAAUUGGCAAUGCCAAUGAAGAGAGGGAGAGUGCAGUUAGUUGAAAGGAUCACGGCAGAGAAGGUGAAGGCAGUGAGCUUAAAACGUUCUGGAAAGCAAGCCGAGGCCCUGGAUGCUCUUCGGAGGGCCAAAUUUCAUGAAAAGAAGUUGCAGUCCUUAACUUCCCAGUGA